AUGCUUAAUUGCGAUCUUCAAGUAACGUAUUCUACUAAGUGUAUACAGAAACAAGCGCAUAAAGAAGGAAUAUGGUGCUGCACAUGGGGUGAAAAUCGGAACAGAAAUAAACAGUACAUUAUUACAGGUUCUUUGGAUAAUGGCCUCAUUGCUUGGGAGUGGACCAAUAGUCAGUUAAAAUGUCUUUAUCAAUUUGAAGGACAUAGAUUGGGUGUGAUUUCGGUAGACAUAAAUUCAACAGGUACAUUAGCAGCAUCCAGCAGUCUUGAUAGCCAGAUUUUAUUAUGGGAUCUGGAAACAGGAAAAUUAACGAAAACAUAUGAUGGUGAUCCAGCUGAUACCUGGACUGUUGCUUUCUCUCCUGAUUCGCGUUUCCUAGCAACUGGAAGUCAUACUGGUUGUGUAAAUAUGAUCAAUGUACAAACUGCUCAGAAAGAGGGUUCUAUUCAAUUAGAGGGGAAAUUCGUGUACAGCCUUGCUUAUAUCUCUGACGGAUCUAAGCUAGCUGCUGGAACAAUCAAUGGGCUUGUCAGCAUUUGUGAUUUAGAAACAGGGAGUGUUCAGUUUUUGGAUGGACAUGCCACACCGGUACGCUCAGUCUCAUUUUCACCUGAUGGACGUCUAUUAGCUUCUGCAUCUGAUGAUAAACAAAUUAAAGUUUUUGAUGUACGCGAUGGUCGACUAGUUAUCCCUAGUUUAAAUGGUCAUAAAGGAUGGGUUGUAUCGGUAGACUUCGCUUCAGAUAAUCGACAUCUUGUCACAGCAUCCACUGAUUGUUCUGUUCGAAUCUGGGAUCUAGCAUCGAAAGAAGAAAAACAUUGUUUUAAUACACAUGAAGAUCAGGUAUGGUGCGCUCGUUAUAGUCCUCAAGGAAAUAAUAUUAUAUCUGUAGGAGAUGAUAGAUCUAUCAUGAUUUAUCAAUGUGCUUAA
Molecule: messenger RNA, 930 nt
Organism: Schistosoma rodhaini
Lineage: Eukaryota; Metazoa; Platyhelminthes; Trematoda; Strigeidida; Schistosomatidae
Source: the annotation of a GenBank genome assembly